Messenger RNA from Trichomonas vaginalis G3, 2445 nucleotides. RefSeq names its product surface antigen family. The record is from RefSeq and is a predicted model, not a curated record. Lineage: Eukaryota; Parabasalia; Trichomonadida; Trichomonadidae. The coding region runs from base 1 to 2445 and encodes 814 amino acids. The transcript has a single exon.
AUGACUUUAUUAAGUGAUUCGUGCUAUACAGGUAAUCAGCUUAAAAGUAUUACUGAUAGAUAUGCUGAUAUCAUUAUUAAAGCAGAAGCUGAAAUUAUCUGUGGUGAAAGUGCUAAUGUUUAUUGUGCCAAUGGUGUCACAAACAUUCUUAAAACAUUUUCAUUUCAAUCUGGCUCGAAAUUACGCGAAAUUCAGCAAUUUUCAUUUUAUAAUUGUAUUGCAUUAUUGUCAAUUGACCUUUCAAGCUGCAGUUUACUUACCACUAUUGGAAAUCAAGCAUUCUCUGGCUGUACAAAUGUUACUACCUUAAAAUUACCAGAUAGUGUUCAAAGUAUUGGAGAAAAAUGCUUUCAAAAGCUGAAAAUUACUAGCGUUAAUUAUCCUCCCCUUAUUAAAAUUGCAAAUCAACAAUCAUUUUCAGAUAUAACAACAUUAACCACAAUAAAUUUUCCCUCAAACACGCAAUUAGCUACAAUCAGUAGUAAUGCAUUCUCUGGUUGUGGUUUGACAUCAUUUACUAUUCCAAAAACUGUUACUGAAUUCAAUGGACUUGCUUUUAGUCAAAUUUCUACAUUAAAAACAAUUCACGUUGAUCCUGCAAACGCAAAAUAUGCUAGUACAGGAACAGCAGUUUACAGUCCAAAUAACAUGAUUAUUUAUUACGUUGCAAGCGAUUCAGGAAGCGAAUUUACCAUUCCAGACACAGUUCAGUACAUUUGGCAAGCAGCAUUCUUUUCUUCAAAAUGCACUUCUGUCACGAUUCCAUCAGGUGUUAAAGAGAUCAAAAAUUAUUGCUUUGCAACAUCUAGUAUCCAAAGUUUAGUUAUUCCAGACAGCUGCACAGCAAUUGGAACACAAGCAUUUUAUGGCUGUAAAAGUUUAUCCUCUAUAACUCUUUCGAAAAAUAUAAAAAGCAUCCCAGAUUAUUGCUUUUUCCAGACAAAUUUAGCUGAAAUUAGAAUACCAGAUAGUGUGACUUAUAUAGGUAGUUCUGCCUUAGCAUAUUGUGCUAAUUUAGUUAAUGUUUAUCUCCCUAUUAAUAUUAGUUUAGGUGGAAGCGUAUUUGGUAGUUCUCCUAAAAUAAAUUUGAUUUUUAACGGAGAUUCUAUAAAACUUAAUGACCAAUAUAUUCUUAUUGAUAAGGAUGAAACAACAAUUUCUCAAUUUUUCGGAACAGAUGCAAUCAUAUACUUACCAUCAACUGUAAGAAGCAUCAAAUCACAAGCAUUUACAGGAAAGAACAUGAUCCAGAAAUUAAUUUGCAAUUCGACUUCUUCAAUUGAAGAGAUCGGAGAAUAUGCAUUUUCUGGCUGCUAUACUCUUGUUUCUAUACCAAAUUUCCCUAAUUUGAAAACAAUUGGGAAAUACGCUUUCUAUAUGACAGCUUUGAAAGAUAGAUUCUCUUUUGGCUCUCAACUAACAAGUCUAAACGAGUCUUGCUUUUAUGGAUGCAAAGCAAUUACUUCUGUUUCAUUUAGUUCAUCUUCUCCACUUUCAAUAGGAGACAGUUGUUUCAUGGAAUGCAGUAAUUUAGUAUCUGUUUCAUUCCCUACUUCAACAACAUUCACUUUGGGAAGCUCCGCAUUCGAAAACGAUGUUUCUUUGAAUGCUGUUUAUUUACCACUGAGUAUGCUUUUGAUGGGUGCUCGCUGCUUCUUUAAUACCGGAUUGACUAGUGUUACCUUUGAGAAUUCGAAAAUUAAUUCAGCAGAAAUUCCUUCUCAGUGGUUCUCUGAUUGCUCAAAGCUAACUGCUUUUGAAAUACCGACAAAUGCAGCGAGAUUAGGCGUUGAAUGUUUAAAGAAUACUUCGAUUACAAGUAUUACAAUUCCUGAUUCAUUAAUCACUUUGUCCAUGCAUUGCUUCUUGGAUUGCCAAAAUUUAGAAGAAAUUACUAUUCACGAUGAAUCAAAACUUAGUGAAAUUGAAUAUGGUGUUUUCGCAGGAUGUUUGAGGUUCAGAAAUAUUUCACAAUUUACAUCAGUAAACUUCCUUACAGAAAAUGGUAUUUUGUACAGCUCUGACAGAACAAAAUUAAUAGUUUAUCCACCGGCAUCUCCAAAUAAAUAUGUUGCAAUUUCAGAUAAAGUUCGAACAAUUAAACAAUCCACUUUCAUUGGUUGCGUUAAUAUUGAGUCAAUAAUGAUUCCUGAUAAUUCUGUUACUUCUAUUAAAAAUAAUGCAUUUGAAGGAUGCUCAAAUCUAAAAGUUUUUAACAUCCCUAAAUGCGUUAAUUCUAUUGGUGAGAAUGCCUUCUUAGGAUGCAACUCAUUAUCAUGUGGUAUUUUAUAUGAAAAUAAAACAAAACAAUUUAAAUUAGCAUUAAUCAACGCCGGUAUUAAUGCACGUGCGUUAGAAGCAUGCCAUGAAAUUACAUGCAAAGUCAGAAAUAGUAGAAGCUCUAUGAGUUUCUUUUAUCAUGUUUUUAUUCUGAUGUAUUUAUAA